AUGCUGGAAUGUCGUCUUGCCAAAGCUGCGCUGCGAAUUGUUGCCACAACCAAGACUUGGGUGCCACAGGUGAAUGCCACAUACUGUACUGCAGAUGCAGGAUUGAUAGCAAUCGCAGAAGGUUUGAAGUUUAGGAUGUCCGAGGAAGACUGUGCCAAGAACGAGAGAGGCAUCCAGCAGCUCACUUGUACCUACUACCUACCCCCUGGUAUUCAGAUAGAAGAAGAGACUGUCCCUUUGCUGGCUGCCUUGCCUGUGCAGUUCAACAGGCGCAGUCCGCAGUCCGGGCUGGGCCGGGAUAUGCAUGAUGUGCAUUCCUCGGCGAAUCUGCCUUCAUCGCCUUUGGGAAGCCCCAAAGAGCCACGGAUACUCAGUACUUUGAGAGAAGGAUAUGAGGAGAAGAAAGAUGGAGAAGACGAACUGAAACAGGCUGGAAAGUGGGCUGGUGAGCAUCCAGUGAAGCUGCUGUGCAAGGCCAAGGCGGACCAAGAAACACGCCAAGCUCUCACAGCUGAGGAGGAGCUUGAAGAAUUGCAAGGCCAAUGGGAGCUUCAGAGUGUGAAGGCAAAGGGGGACAAAGAGAACAAGAAACGCAAGCGAGAUCGAGGUGAUGAAGGGGGGCGUGAAAAGUGUGAAAAGACUCAAGUCUUCGUGCGUGGAAAGAAGGUCGAGGAAAAUGACGGGACAAAGCGCAGGUUUUUCCGCUUGGUCCUUGCUAAGAAAGCAAUUGGACCUGUGGAUGGGGCUGGUGGAUACCGACAAGUGAAGAGUAAGGGAAAGGGCAGCGGACGGGCCACGGAAACCUGCAACAUCCAAUAUUUGUCCGAUGGGCACCGCGAGGCUUUGGAGCGACAUGAGAAUGACCCACUAGGCUUUUGGCGCACCAAGAAAGGGUUCCAAGUGCAGCUGAGUCGCGGUUUUGCAAGGCUCGCAGACAAAGAUGCCACUGAGCUGCGGGGCAUGGCAGAUCGCCUCACAAAGGGCCACGAGUCCCUCACUGAGAUGUUGAAGGAUUUGGAGAUAGAGCGAGACUUGCUUCAGAAAGAGAAGGGACAGCUGAAUGAAACCAUCUCGCUCUUCAUGAAGGAGCUGCAGAAGCUGCAUAUUGGUUCGCAGAACACGGUGGAACCCAUGUUGGAAGAAGGCCCCCUCGAUUUCGUGGGUCGCUUCUGGGAGACCGUGAAGCCACGCGACACCGCCUACGUGGCUGGCGAGCACAUCGGAGAGAUCAGGAAGCCUGGGGAGAAACCCGAGGGGCCCAACCCCUUAGCAGCGCUCAAGCAGGCGGCUUUGGCACAUGGGGUCCCACAUGAGCUGCCCAAUGUCAACGUACAGGAGAAAGUGCAGGAGGUGCAAGACAUGGGAAAGCAGGCCGUGAAGAAGCUGUCCACUGCCUUUGAAGAGGCACGCUCGAGCGCUUUCUGGCAAAGAGCGCAAGGCUAUUGGGAAGAGAAGCGGAGUGAGAUUGCCAAAAAGGUGGAUGAGGUCCGGGUCUCUGCUGCAGCUUCAACAGCUCAACGAGUUCCAGCAGGAAAGACACGCAAGAAGGAGCCAACUGUUGUAGCGGUUGAGAAGUCAGACGCGGCCCCGUCUGAGUCCACCACCAGUGCCACAACGCAGGCAUCUGAAGCUUCUCAGGAGACGACGGAGCCCGCAGAAAGCACCGGACGAGGAGCGGAGAAGCCGAAGCCGGUGGAGAAGACUGAGGUGCCCGAAGCAAAAGUUGAGAAGGCACCUGAGAAGGAAGAGAAGACGGAAACGAAGGAGAAGUCCCCCACCUCCAGACAAGAGACUAUUUUGAUUGAAGCUCAGGUGAAAAUUGGGGAUGGCAGUGUCCAGACUCUGUGUGUCCGAGCAUCCGACCGGUGCAAAGAUGCAGCCGAGCGCUUCAUUAGUGAGAACUCCCUGAAGGCAAGCUUUACGAAGCCGCUGACUGAUUUCUUGAAGAAAGUUGAGAAAGAUGCUGAGACCUUCCCUGUCCACACUGAAAUCGACCUCUCUGAUUUGGGCCCGCCCGGGCGCUAG
This is a messenger RNA of Durusdinium trenchii, 2025 nucleotides long. The record is from the annotation of a GenBank genome assembly. Lineage: Eukaryota; Dinophyceae; Suessiales; Symbiodiniaceae.